Molecule: messenger RNA, 374 nt
Organism: Hibiscus syriacus
Lineage: Eukaryota; Viridiplantae; Streptophyta; Magnoliopsida; Malvales; Malvaceae
Exons: 1
Coding region: 33-254 (73 amino acids)
Source: RefSeq, a predicted model, not a curated record
UUUCAUUCGAGGAGAACAUAGAGAGAGAAAACAUGGUUCGGGAACUGAAAGAAAUUACCGAUACGGAUGUUGGCGGUGUUGUCCUGGUCUUGUGGGCGGUUCUGGUGACCCUUUCUUCGAUUUGGGCCAUGAUUUUCUCGUGUGCAGAUGGCGUAUCGAAGGAGAAAACUACAUCAGACGACACAGGUUUCGUUGGUGGAGGAUGUGCGGCUGGCUGUGGAGGUUCUGGAUGUGGAGCAGUUUGUGGUGGAUAAAGCCUUGGAACUAACCAUAAAGCUUUAUGGAAUUACAAAGUGAGGCAGAUGCUAUGAAAUGCUAUAUACUAUAAAGUCGCUGCUUCUCCCUUUUGCUGUACUAGACAAGUGAUUCCAUUU